Molecule: messenger RNA, 1460 nt
Organism: Dermatophagoides farinae (American house dust mite)
Lineage: Eukaryota; Metazoa; Arthropoda; Arachnida; Sarcoptiformes; Pyroglyphidae
Gene: hgo
Product: homogentisate 1,2-dioxygenase
Biological process (GO): L-phenylalanine catabolic process
Cellular component (GO): cytoplasm
Molecular function (GO): homogentisate 1,2-dioxygenase activity
Source: RefSeq, a predicted model, not a curated record
GCACAGCAGUAAAGAAAGAAAAAAAAUGAGCUUUCUAAAUUUGAAGUAUAAAUCGGGAUUCGGUAAUGAAUUCCGUAGUGAAGAUCCACGAUGUCCCGGUUCAUUACCUGAAUUGCAGAAUAAUCCACAAGUUUGUCCAUACAAACUUUAUUCCGAACAAUUAUCUGGUUCAGCAUUUACGGCACCACGUGAAACAAAUAAACGUACAUGGUUUUAUCGUAUCCGUCCUUCGGUACUUCAUCAACCAUUUCGUCCAUAUGAACGAUCGAAUGUACGAUCCGAUUGGAAUAAUGUGGCACAAACACCAAAUCAAUUACGAUGGAAACCAUUUCCGAUACCAAUGUCGGAUAAAAAUGUUGAUUUUGUCGAUGGACUGAACACCAUUUGUGGUGGUGGAGAUUCAAGUUCACGAAAUGGUAUGGCCGUACAUGUUUACACUGCAAAUGAUUCGAUGAAAAAUCGUUGUUUCCAUAAUUCGGAUGGUGAUUUCCUUUUGGUUCCACAGCUUGGCACACUUUAUAUUCGAACAGAAUUUGGUAAAAUGACCGUUUCACCGAAUGAAAUCUGUGUCAUUCAACAGGGUAUGAAAUUUUCGGUAGACAUAACCGAACCAAGUCGUGGUUAUGUAUUAGAAGUGUUUGAUGGUCAUUUCAUUCUGCCUAAUCUUGGUCCAAUUGGUGCCAAUGGCUUGGCUAAUCCAAGACAUUUUUUGACACCAGUUGCUUAUUAUGAGGAUAAAGAUCAUAUCAAAUUUGAGGUUAUCAACAAAUAUUGUGGCAAUCUUUUCGUGGCACAAAUGGAACAUAACCCAUUUGAUGUUGUUGCUUGGUACGGUAAUUAUGUACCGUAUAAAUAUGACCUAUCCAAAUUUAUGGUCAUCAAUACGGUUUCAUAUGAUCAUGCUGAUCCAUCGAUUUUCACUGUUCUGACAUGUCCAUCAACAAAACCGGGUGUUGCCAUAGCUGAUUUUGUUAUAUUUCCACCACGAUGGUCUGUGGCAACCGAUACUUUUCGGCCACCAUAUUAUCACCGUAAUUGUAUGAGUGAAUUUAUGGGUUUAAUCCAUGGUUCAUAUGAAGCUAAAGAGGAAGGAUUUCGUGCCGGUGGUGCUAGCCUUCAUUCAAUGAUGACGCCGCAUGGUCCGGAUAAUGAUUGUUUCAUCAAAGCUACCCAAGAUAAAUUGGAACCAACACGUGUAGCUGAUGGUACAAUGGCAUUCAUGUUUGAAAGUUCAUUACAAUUACGGCUAACCGAUUGGGCAUUGAAUUUUGGAAGAUUGGAUGAAGAUUAUUAUAAAUGUUGGUCUGGACUUCAAAAACAUUUUGAUGGUCAAAAAUGAAUCAAUUACAAAAUCAUUUUAUUCAAGCAAUAUUUUCCAACAACAAAAAAAAACGAUUUAAAUCUUUGACUAACCCAAAAUUACAAUUACAAUAAUAAAUUGAAAUAAAUUUAAUCAUUAA